Pygocentrus nattereri (red-bellied piranha) is the source of this 3254-nucleotide messenger RNA. RefSeq names its product defective in cullin neddylation 1 domain containing 3 (gene dcun1d3). Gene Ontology annotation, molecular function: cullin family protein binding; ubiquitin-like protein binding; ubiquitin conjugating enzyme binding. Gene Ontology annotation, biological process: protein neddylation; positive regulation of ubiquitin-protein transferase activity. The record is from RefSeq and is a predicted model, not a curated record. Bases 472 to 1431 code for a protein of 319 amino acids. Gene Ontology annotation, cellular component: ubiquitin ligase complex. Lineage: Eukaryota; Metazoa; Chordata; Actinopteri; Characiformes; Serrasalmidae. The transcript has 4 exons.
UAAAGAGCAGCAGAAGAGGAGCACAAAGAAGGGGAAAAGCGCUCUGUGGCGGACAGCGGCUCGCCGAUCAGCCCCUGUAAUAAAGUGGUGGGUCUCCGAGCGUCGAUGUGAGCUGCUGGUGGCGGUGGCUGAGGCGCUCCGGGGUGAAUUUUGCGGCGGGAGAAGAGACGGGGGGCGCUUUGUGGUGCUGGCUGGCUGCUCGCUGUGUCUAUGUGGAAGUAUCGGCGACACCGCGGCGAUGCGCAGCUGCUCUGAAACAUCCACAAACUCUCCGCUCUUCGCACGGGUUAGUGGAUGUUAAGGUCAUGGCGAUGGAUCUCUCUCAGGUGACCCAGCUGUCCGCUGCUCAAACGCUCGGGGCAUGGUGACUGCUGUCAGGUGGCUGGAGGAGCAGCGGGGUCUAGCCUGAGGAGGAGAGCCAGGAGCGAGAGAGAACGAGGGGAAGAGCGAGGCAGAGCGCGAGAGGACGUCAUGGGCCAGUGUGUGACUAAAUGUAAAAACCCCACAUCCUCUCUGGGCAGCAAAAGUGGUGAAAAGGAUGCUGGGAAGUCACAUAAAAAAGCAGCAGGUGGAGUGGGCGGGACUGGAGGCCACAAAGAUGAAUCCAAAUUCCCUGCUGAUGUCAAUGGCACCAAAUCUCCAGAGGUUACCGUGGAAACUUCUGUGGCUCCACCCCUGUCGUCGGGGGACGUACGGAGGGAGGAGCCUGAUCAGGAGGGGGACGGGCUUUCUUUGGCUCGGAUAGAGGAGAUGUUCAUGCGGUAUAAAGACGAACAUGAGGACGCCAUCUUGGAAGAGGGAAUGGAGAGGUUCUGUAACGACCUGCACGUCGACCCGGCCGAGUUUAAAGUCCUGGUGCUGGCGUGGAAGUUUCAGGCUGCAACAAUGUGCAAGUUUACAAGGAGGGAGUUUGUGGAGGGCUGCCGGGCGAUCCAGGCAGACAGUCUUCAGGGGAUCUGUCAGCGUUUCUCGUGCCUGCUGGACGAGUCCCGCGGCGAGGAGAGCUUCAAGGACCUUUACCGUUUCACCUUCCAGUUCGGGCUGGACGCAGACGAGGGCCAGCGCUCGCUGCAGCGCUCCAUCGCCAUCGCCCUGUGGCGGCUCGUCUUCACGCUGGACAUGCCCCCCGUCCUGGAGCGCUGGCUCCACUUCCUGUCGGAGAACCCGUGCGGCGUGCGCGGGAUCUCGCGCGACACCUGGAACAUGUUCCUGAACUUCACUCAGAGCAUCGGGCCGGACCUCAGCAACUACAGCGAGGACGAGGCCUGGCCGAGCCUCUUCGACUCCUUCGUGGAGUGGGAGACAGAGAGGAGGCGCAGGGACAGGGAGGAGCAGGAGGAGAGGAGGAGACGGGUGGAGGAGGACGCGGAGCAGGAGGAGGGGGGGGAGGCGGACACGGUCAUGGACUGCAGCCCCGACCGCAGGCCGUGAUGGGGAAUGAGCGGAGCAGGGGGCCGUGACUAGUAUUACCCAAGACCCUUACUGUCCGUUCUGAUUGAUUGAUUAUGGUGAUUUAUAUUUUUAGGCUUUGUUGUCGGGGUGGGCGUCCGAGUGUCCCCUGAACUGAGUUAUUUUAUUGUCGAAAGGGCUCCAAAAACUAAAAUAGUGGUUUUUAAGCACUUGUAUUUAAGUUAUUGUUUUAUUUUGCAUUUCUUUUGUUUUUUUUUUUUUUUUGUUUUUUUUUAAAGGUCUGUCCCUUUACAGUGAUGACCUGGACACCGCACCACCCAUCUGACCCCGUCACCCAGGAACCGGCCCACGCUUGCGCUCAAUAAAGGGAAAUCCAUCAGCGGGUCUGAGCUCAGACCCCACACAAGCAGUAGAGGCGCUGUAACUGAUGUCAGGCUGAGAGAGAGAGAGACAGGUCAGAGGUCGGAUUCACGAAAAUAUAAAGAAAAUCUUCUGAAAUUUCUUUUACCGACUUCAUUCUUUAGAAAAAAGUUAUAAAAAUUGCCCUUUUUCAAAGAAUUCCUUAAGAAUUCUUUCAUUUUUUUUAACUCGUUUUAAGAAGAAAUCUCAGAGCAACGUGUUCUUAGCCGAGCGAGGGACUCAGGCUGAGUCGGUGAGGUGAGGAUCUAAAUUUAUUGCAGACGCUGCCUCUGCUGCCUCUGCUGCCUCCUCUCUCACUUCCCGCCGUCACUUCGUAAGGAGCAUUUUUCCCCGCGGUGGCUGGUGUGCUGGGUUUUAGUGCUGGGUUGGGUAUUUUUCCCGUUUCGCUCCUGUGAGCGGAUUAAACACAGUAACGGAAAAGCGGUUUGUGCCGAUUCAGAAUGCCUCCUGUCGUUUAUGGCCAGCUGUGAAACGCAGCACAGCCGGCGUAAGAAAGCAACGGAGAUCAUCUUAAGAUUGAGAGAAUACAAGUUCUCGUCCUUCAGUGCAGUUCUCAGAAAGUCUGAAGAGCUUUUUGUUGGUCUUAAGAAGCUUUGCGAGUUUUAAGUGUCUAAAGGGCGAAAACCUUAAAUUGUCCUAAAAAGAAGUUACGAAAAAUUAUUGGAAAAACAACUUGAGUUCUUUUUAAUCGUUGUCUUUAGAACACGUGCUGUUCGUCAACUUUAAGUGUUCUCACCCGAUAGAUUCACGCUCAUCUCGGGCUCUGGAAGCUGACCAGGUGAUCACCUAAAUUGAUCCAACUCUGCGCCGCCUCUGCUGCUGCUCGUCCUCGGCUCUCGCCCGUCGCUCCACGGUUAGCGGAUUUUUUCCUGGUGGCUGUUUCUUCCUCCGUCAGCUCCGGAUCUUGUGUGCUGAAUUUAUUAAACACUGGGUUGGGUGGUUUCCCCCCGUUUCGCUCCUCUGAGCGGAUUAAACUAAAGUUUAACUCAAACUAAACUAAACAAACUCCAGGUUUGUUUUUUAAAGCUCUGGUGAAUCCGACCCCUCGACUUUUCCAGCUUUUAACGGUUAGCAGCUGCUUUUUUUGGAGUCGCUGGUUAUUAUUACUGGUUACUAUGACAAAAACAUAGCAGAGCAUCUCUCUCUCUCUCUCUCUCUCUCUCUCUCUCUCUCUCUCUCUCUCUCUCUCUCUCUCUCUCUCUCUCUCUCUCUUUCUCUUUCUCUUUCUCUUUCUCUCUUUCUCUCUUUCUCUCUCUCUCGCAGGUUAAUUUGCAGUUUGUCUGCUGUGGUUUUUUUGUUUUUGCGGUUUAGUUUUUUUUAUCCACAGUGGUUUCAUUUCAAAUUCCUUUGUCUGAUUUUAUAUAAAAUGCAACAAUUUAUAACGAAUAAAAUGUGUGAAAUUGGGCAGUGGACCACGCAAAGCA